Dimorphilus gyrociliatus is the source of this 3689-nucleotide messenger RNA. The record is from the annotation of a GenBank genome assembly. Lineage: Eukaryota; Metazoa; Annelida; Polychaeta; Dinophilidae.
GAACAGGUAAAACUUAUUUCCGUUUAUAUUAUUCUUCUAUUUUCUCUUCCAUACUCUUCGUUAAGGAUAAGUUUGUCAUUUGUUUAUUUAAUUGGAUUAAAUUGAAAGAAAGUGAGAAUAGGAAUAAUUAAGGAGUAUUUUUUGUUGUUGUUAUUUCUCUCUCAUCCUAUUCAUAUUAUGAAAAACCAAAAGAGAGAGAGAGAGACAGAGAGAGACCUUUGAUUUGAACUUUUAACUAUUAAUCUCAUUAUUAUUAUAUCUUUUGCUACAUAUAGUAUAAAAAUAGAUUAAAUAGUCCAUUAAUAAUGCAACAACGUAAAUUUAUAUGCUACUUUAAAGUAGAUACUUGUAGUAGAAAUUUGUACAAAGUGGUAUCAAAGUCUUUCUCUUGUAGUAAAUAUCAACAGGUGUCUGUCUGUAUCUUCGUGUCUAAUCCUUCGUCCAUGUUGAGAUUGUCUUUUAUGCAUUUUUUUUAAUUUUGUAUGCAUUCAAAAAAUAUUGAUUUCUUUCUAAAAAGCUUACUUGUAUGGGAUGGAUGAGGAUGAUAGAUGUAUAUGAUUUUAUAUAUAUAUAUAUACAAUACAUAGAAGAGUGUUGUACUAAGAGAAUACAAUACAAACAACAAUAACAACAACAAUAACAACAAAAAAAGGAUCAAGUACUGACAAAGUUCUGGUUAUAAUUAUAAUAAACAUGUCAAAGAGUUUGUACUCUUGUAUUGAAUUGAAAAUUAAGAAUAUGGAAAACAACAAAGAAUUAAAGAGAUAUAUUUAUAUAUAUAAUAAAGAUUUAUACAUGUUUGUCUUAUAUUUCUUUAUAUAACAUAUACAAGUUGUUUGGUAAGAGAAAAAGAUUAUAUUUGAAUAGGUCAUUCAACUCUUUUAGUAGAAUCAUCGUUUCUUUUCUCUUUUUCUACAACACUAUUUCUUCAACUUUUAAACAAGUCUGUAUGUUUAUUCGUAAUUAUACUAGACCUAUUUUUUAAUAUAUGUAUGCACGUAAAUAAUAGUUGAUUAAGAUAAGAUAAUCUAUAAUGAGAGAAGAAGAUGGAUUAUACAUCUAUACUCUAUUAAGUAAUAAGUAAUUGAUUUAUCUGUAAGAUUAUCAAAAAUAACAUAAGAUUAUCGAUUAAUUUUUGAAUUGGUCAUUUGUAUUUCGAUUAAGAGAAGAUUUGAGAUAUAGUUUAAGAACAGAUAAUAAAGAUUAUAACCUUGAACGAAUUUUUAAGUAAUACAUAUGUGUGUAAUAAUAUAUGUGAUAGACUCUGUUAUAGCGUAUUUCAAUGAAAUUUCUAUACAUAUAUAUAUAUAUAUAUAAACGUUUAACUAUAUUAAUGAUCUUUUGUGCAUACAGAAACAGUUUAGGCCUACGAAGAGAAUCAAUCAUAUAUAUAUAAAUUUAUAUAUAUAGAAUGUACGUUAUGUAACUAGAUUUUUAACAAUUUGUGAGCUAUUUUAUGCUUUAUGAAACAUUUGCUUUCAAAUCUAUAGGCUUAUUACAUAUACUGGUGCAAAUACGAGCAGAAUAGACUAUUCUCUAGGAUACGCUGCCUGCCCUAUAGCUUACAGUGGAUGGAAACGUUUAAGGUUGGGUGUAGUAUGUCAAUUGUUGAUGGAGGCUGAUUUUAGGCAAAUCAGUCUUCGAUAAGAACUGAAAUAAUAUUAACCGGCUAUAAUGGAAUAAUAUUGAAUUUGAAAGAAAAAAAACAAGUUAUAUUAGGAUUUUUUUUCUCUUCGUUUAUUUCUCCCUUUCUCACUCUUUUUUUCCAACUUGCAAUAAAAAUUCAACAACGAAAGGAAAAUUAAACUGAGCAAGAAACAUAAAAAAAGAACAAGAACAAGAGAAAAAAGAAACAGAAGAAGAAGAAAAAAAGAUAGUAAAUUAUAAAGAGAAAAAAUGAGUUCGAAAGCGAAUAAGGAUGAGGAAAGAGAGGAAAAUUUAUCAGAGCUUCCAGUACCACCGGAUGGGGGAUUUGGAUGGGUUAUUAUGUUUUCUAGUUUUAUAAUUAAUCUUAUUGUUGAUGGUGUUUGCUUUUCAUUCGGAAUAUUCUAUAUUCAAUUCCUAGAGUAUUUCCAGGAAUCUAAGGGAAAAACAUCUGUUGUUGGAAGUGUGUUAAAUGGGAUGUAUUUAUCUAUGGGUCCACUUGUUAGUGCUCUCGCUAAUAAAUUCGGUUGUAGGAGAGUAACAAUAAUUGGGAGUAUAGUAUCAACAAUUGCAUUUAUUCUUUCGACUUUUAGUCCAAAUAUUAAUGUACUGAUUGUGACCUUUGGUGCAUUGGGAGGUUUUGGCUUUGGUUUAAUGUAUUUACCAUCUAUAGUUAUGGUUGGUUAUUACUUUGAAAAGAGAAGAGCUCUAGCAACAGGUGUUGCAGUUUGCGGUUCAGGGAUAGGAGGAUUUAUAUUUUCUCCUCUAUGUAAUGCAUUGAUAAGUAAUUAUGGAUGGAAGGGAGCAACUAUUAUAAUAUCCGGUGUCGUCUUAAAUGGACUUGUUUGUGGAGCUUUAUUCCGUCCUUUAGAGGUUAAGAUGAAAAAGGAAAAAGAUAAUUUAAAAAAUAAUGAUUCUAAUGGAAUUCAUAUAAACGGUUGCUCACAAUCCGAAAGGAAUAAAUAUUUAAAUAGAAGCUACCAAGAAAUAUGCAAUGUAAAAUCGCCAGAAUGCGCAAAGUAUUGCAAGAGUAUGGAUGAUUUAAUACUUAAAGAUUCCCUUAUUAAUGGAGAUAAGACUAAAAUGCUUUAUCGGAAAGAUAGAUUUUACAGUGGUAGUCUUAAAAGUUUAAAUCAGAAUGAGGAUAAAUUUGAUCUUGAAGCUGUAAAAGUACAAGAAGAUUUAGAAAAGAGUAGCGGCUGUUCAAAAUAUUGCAGUAGCUUUCUUGCAUCAAUGAAACAGACUAUGGAUUUUUCAUUGUUACUCAAUCCCGUUUUCAAAAUAUAUGGGAUUAGCUGCUUCUUGUGCAUGUUUGGUUUCUUUAUUCCUUUUACAUACCUGAUUGAUUAUGCUGUUGAAAAUGGCGUAUCUAAAUCUAAGGGAUCAUUCUUAAUAUCAAUUAUUGGUAUUGCCAACACAAUUAGCAGGGUACUUUGUGGUUGGAUCUCCGAUCAACCGUGGGCAGAUAGUUUAUUGAUUAAUAAUAUAGCAUUAAUAAUUGGUGGAACUGCAACAAUGAUGAUACCUCUCUGUACGACUUAUUGGUCAAUGUGCCUUGUAUCGUCGAUAUUUGGAAUGUGCAUAGGUAAAAUUAAUCUAAGGUCGGUCUGUCUCUUUUCAUUUAUCUUUUCAUUCCUUCAGCUGUUUUCGUGUCGUUGCGUUCCAUUAUCAUGGUUGACCUUAUAGGCUUAGAUAAAUUAACCAAUGCAUUUGGUCUAGUUACUAUGUGCCAAGGUAUUAGCUCCUUUAUUGGAGCACCUGCAGCAGGUAAGAACAAGCAUUAAUUAACAAGUAAUCCUCUUCCAGAAUAGGCAUUGGAACAGUAUAUCAUAUAGCUGUGUUUGUGAAAUUUUUUUACAGGAGCUUUAUUCGACGCUACAAAGUCAUAUACACCUUCGUUCGUCCUGGCUGGAGCUACUCUAGCCAUGGCAGGAAUAAUCUGCUUACCUUUAAGGAGAAUAUCUAGAAUCUUAAAAGCUAAAGAACAAGCUAAUGUUAUAACAAAAUCAAUAUCCGAAUAAGUAAACAACAAUGAAGGUUUUAUA